This is a messenger RNA of Drosophila sechellia, 3215 nucleotides long. It is a transcript of the gene nito, whose product is annotated as RNA-binding protein spenito. The transcript is spliced from 3 exons. Gene Ontology annotation, molecular function: RNA binding. The record is from RefSeq and is a predicted model, not a curated record. The coding region runs from base 209 to 2590 and encodes 793 amino acids. Lineage: Eukaryota; Metazoa; Arthropoda; Insecta; Diptera; Drosophilidae.
GUUAUCGAAUACCGCAACUAACUUUCGACGCAUACAGAAUUUGCAAAGCCGGAGGAAAUUGAAGAAUCUGUGGAAUAUCAGCGACUUACUAGUAAUCUAGCACUUAAAAAUAACAUCCAAAAGAGCCGGAAGUGAAUCCCCGGAACUAAAUUGCCAGAAAGUUCUCAGGCAGCACACACCGAGAUAAAGCGCCCCGGAAUAGCCGCCCAUGAGUAGUCAUCGAGACGGAGCCGGAGCCGAUCGUAUCACAAUCAAAAUUCACAACAUGAAGCGUAGCGCCUCGCGCUCCCCGGGCCCGGCCUCCAGGAGCAGUUUGUCGCGCAACUCGCGAAGCAUGGGUCGUGGGUACGACAACGGCAGUGGCGUACCGGGCGAUUCGCCGGAGCGCCUGUCGCCGGAGCGCAUGCGACGUCGAUUGGACCGCUCGCCGAGUCGAUACGGCUCCCCGCACCGGGAGCCCUACAUGCGUGGUCCACCGCCCGCAGAGCGACCAGCUGGCUACAAGGUACUUUGCGUCAGCGCACUGCCGCCAAAGGCUCCGGACGAUUUCAUCGAGGAGACACUGUACCGCGAGUACAAGAAGUUCGGCGAUUUUAGCGUGCGACUGGCGCACGACUUGGAUGAACGGGUUGCUUACGUUUGCUUCCGAACGCCUGAAGAUGCACGCGAGGCAAAGCACCAUAAGCCGCGCCUGAUCAUCUACGACAAGAUGGCCAUUGUGGAGCCGGUGUACAAGUCCACAACCAGACCGGAAUAUAGACCACGCGGUCACUCAAUGUCCCCACCGGACUACGAACGUUACCACUACUCGAGGUCCCCUAUGGGACAAGGCGUUCCUUUGGAUCACCGUCGACCUCCAAUUGAUCCCUACGACCGGUACGGUCCUCCCCAUAUGCAUCCGCACGCAGUCCAUCCACGUGAUUACCGCCCAUUGCACCAUGACUAUCCUCAUCCGCCACGCGGACCACCUAUGCAUCGCGGCGGCCAUCCGCAUCACCUCCACGGCCAUGCGCCGCCCCAUCAGUAUGCUCCUAUGAGGCCAUUAGCACCACGCCCACACGCUCCUUAUGAAAAACCUGAGAGCAAGAAGGACAAGUUCCCCAAUUACUUGCACCAUGUGCAGCCCGAGGAUGAUCCUCUUUCUACGCGCACACUGUUUGCAGGAAAUCUGGAGGUUACCAUCGCCGACGACGAACUGCGUCGCAUCUUUGGCAAAUACGGAGUUGUAGAUGACAUCGACAUCAAGCGACCGCCGCCGGGUACGGGGAACGCGUUCGCGUUUGUACGUUACCAAAACCUGGAUAUGGCUCACCGUGCGAAGAUCGAAUUGUCCGGCCAGUACAUUGGCAAGUUUCAAUGCAAGAUCGGAUACGGCAAAGUGACUCCGGCAACUCGUAUGUGGAUCGGAGGCUUAGGUGCCUGGACUUCUGUCACUCAGCUGGAGCGAGAGUUUGAUCGCUUCGGUGCUAUCAAGAAGAUUGAAUACCAGAAGGGCGAGCCGUACGCUUAUAUUCAGUACGAGACGGUGGAGGCAGCCACGGCGGCGGUAAAGGAGAUGCGAGGAUUCCCAUUGGGUGGACCGGAGCGUCGACUCCGCACGGACUUCGCUGAGUUGCCCGGCGCCACACCGGCAGCACCUUUCAAGAGCUCAAAGCCGCCAUAUGAUGAAAGUGCGUUGGAGUACAGACGUCCGGAAUACGAUCCGUAUUACGAAGAGUCCGCCGCCUACGCUCCGCGCGGUGGCUAUUCUCCGUAUCCACCUAGGGGUGGCUACCGUGGACGUGGUGGAUAUCGCGGAAGAGGAAGAGGCAUGUAUCAUUAUCAUAACGAUGUGCAUAGGCCGCCGCAUCCUGGCUCCUUGGCAGGUUCCUCUUCUUCAGUCCCCCCUCCCGGUGGAGUGGAGGAUGAGUGGCGACGUCCGCCAGGAGAAUCGUACGACAGGGGAGCCCGAUCCAGCUCCCGGGAACCUGGUGUAGAACGCUCUCGUUCUAGAUCCCCAUUGAAGCGGGCACGCUCUCCCGGAUCCGACUCUGACACCUCGACUCGUCGCAACGACGCCCUUGCAUCAGCCAGUACGGUUCCAGAGGUGGCGCGCAAGUGCAGCACAGUGUGGACCGGAGCGCUGAUCCUCAAGAGCUCACUGUUCCCAGCCAAGUUCCAUUUGACGGACGGAGAUACGGAUAUUGUGGAGUCGCUGAUGCGCGAUGAGGAGGGCAAGCACAACCUACGUAUCACCCAGCGACUGCGUCUGGAUCCGCCCAAGCUGGACGACGUGCAAAAACGUAUUGCAUCCUCAUCGUCGCACGCCAUUUUUAUGGGCCUGGCGGGCUCCACUAACGACACCAAUUGCGACGAUGCCAGCGUGCAGACGCGACCACUAAGGAACCUGGUUUCCUAUCUCAAGCAGAAGGAGGCGGCUGGCGUGAUCUCGCUGCUUAACAAGGAGACGGAGGCUACUGGGGUGCUGUACGCCUUCCCCCCCUGCGACUUCUCCACAGAGCUGCUAAAGCGCACCUGUCACAGUCUGACGGAGGAGGGCCUGAAGGAGGACCACCUGGUGAUUGUGGUGGUGCGCGGCGGAACGGCCUAAGCUGGAGCGGCUGGCGACGGUGGGGAUGGGAGGACAAACUGGAGGUAAUAACUAGCCACAGUGCUAAAGGAAAAUCUCCGCCACAUCUAAUUAUAACAUAGCAGCCGUAGUCGUAUCUUAGCUCGUCCUCUCCCAAGAGGAGGACAACCAGGGGCCACAUACAUGCAAGGGACGUGUAUGGGGCUCCUCCAAGCACCGCAUACACGCACACACACACACAUAUGAUGCACACAUACAGAGACAGAAGCAGAACCGAGGAGACUUCACCCACACCUCAUGACCCAAAAGCCCGUAUUAAUUAACCAUUAAUCAACCUUCUUUUGCAGACAGGAUCUCUCUUUUGGUUUUAGUUCAAGUUCUCGAUGUGUUAGUGACAGUGAAGUUUAUACAUCCUUUUCAUUAAUGUGCUUAAAAGUUUGAAAAAUCGUUCAUGAUUGUAUCUAAAGCUACCCAUACAAAUUAUCCAAUUUUAUUAUGUUAAAGUGUACAACAGUAUGAAAACAACAUUAGUAAAAACCAAAAUCAAAUUUUUUCUAAAAAACAAAAAAACUCCAUUCGAGUGUCCGCAUAUGAUCAACAAGUAGUGCGAAAUAAUGUCAAUGAAAAGUUUUUGUGUUCCUUAAAA